UAUUAUCGGCCAAAAAUAUCGAUAUAGGUAUGACGUUAGGAAACGCUGGACGAAUUGCUGUUUGUUGGGGAAUUCUGACCGCUGGUGGAGUGUACGCUUUUGUGCUGUCCAAGCAAUCCGUUGAUAGCCGGCGUUACGAGAGCAUGCGAGUGCGUGAACGCAUGAGAAAAGCAAAUCACGGCGACUACGACUCUUCCUCUUCUGAAAGGCGUUUUGACUAAGGUCGAACAUAUUUAG
Drosophila persimilis is the source of this 237-nucleotide messenger RNA. RefSeq lists its product as uncharacterized. NCBI's taxonomy places the organism in Eukaryota, Metazoa, Arthropoda, Insecta, Diptera, Drosophilidae. The transcript is spliced from 2 exons. The record is from RefSeq and is a predicted model, not a curated record. The coding region runs from base 30 to 221 and encodes 63 amino acids.